AUGAUGACUUCAAUAAAAACAUCUCUUCCCUUCAAAAAGGUCAUCAUUGUGGGCGCCGGGUUCUCAGGCGUAGCAAUGGCUUACCAGCUGCGACAUACCUUGAAGUGUGAUGACUUUGUGAUAUAUGACCGAGGUGCUGGAUUCGGCGGGACCUGGCUGGCAAACACGUACCCAGGAUGCGGAGUUGACAUUCCAGCCGUGUUCUAUAGUCUAUCGUACGCGCCGAACCCAGACUUCUCGAAUCUCUUCCCUAAGCAGGAUGAGGUCCUCCAAUACAUAGACAGAGUGGCAUCCCGAUUUAACUUGACCCGUCAUCUGGUGGGCAAUACCGAGUGGGUGGGAGCGUCCUGGCAAGAUGACACCAAGACGUGGCUGGUCAAGCUGAGGGACUUGUCCACCGGCCAGGAAUAUAUCCAUGGCUGCAACAUAGUGAUUUCAGCGGUUGGGGCGUUGACGAACCCCAACCUGCUUACUGUGCCGGGCACCAACUGCUUCCAGGGGGAUAUAAUUCACACCAGCAGGUGGGAUCAUGAUGUUUCUCUUCGAGAUAAACGUGUAGUAGUCAUUGGGAAUGGAGCAUCGGCAACACAAUUAAUACCGGCAGUGGCCGCGGAAGUUCGCUCGAUCACCCAGUUUAUCCGGUCAACACAAUACUUCCUCCCCGGAAGAGCCAAUAACACCAUAAGUCCAUUAUGGCAAAACGCGUUUCGCUAUGUACCUGGGUUGCUGCGCCUGGUCAGACUACUCACCUUUUCAUAUCUCGAGACCGCCACUCCGCAGUUUAGCCUUACGGAGACUGGUGAAAAAAUGAGAAAACAGACUUCAGAAGUCAGCAGAUGCUACAUCAUGGAUAAUGCACCGGCACAAUACUGGCCGCUCUUAAUGCCCAAGUUCGAAGUCGGAUGCCGGCGACGAGUGUUUGACAACGACAACUACGUCCGAUGCCUAAAACGAGACAACGUCCAUCUAACCAACGACCCAGUGGUGGCUCUGCACGAACGCUCGGUUCUAGCCAACGGCUUUGCCCUAACCCAGUAUGACACCGACGUCCACGGUCGCGGCGGGCGCAGCCGCAGUAAACACUGGAAGGACAUGGGUGGCAUCGAGGCGUUCAAUACCAUCGGCAUGUCCGAAUUUCCCAAUUUCUUCUACGUCCUGGGCCCGAAUUCCGGGCGGGGACACACCUCCGUCGUGUAUUCCAUUGAGAGCUAUACGGGCCUCAUAGCCCGAGUCAUCAAACCCAUCUUAGAGGGGUCAGCCCUCUGCGCAGAACCCAAACUCUCUAGCGAGAAAGCCUACAAUAAGCGUUUGCAUGAUGCAUUAUGCAAGACAGUCUUCACUAAUUCAUGUGGUAGCUGGUUUAUCGACCCUCAAACGGGCAAAAACUGGGCCGUCUACCCCUGGAGCUCAUUCCACAUGUGGUGGACUACACAGGUGGCAGGGCUAGAGGAUUGGGUGUACGAGUUACCAAAGAUGAACCCACGAGGCAGAAAUCGAUCGUUUCUAGCGUGUCUUGCCAUGUCGACUCUGGUAGCAGCUUUGUCGCUGUGGUGGGUGUACUCCAGCCUAUAUCCUGGUACCGAACGACUCUGGAUCGCAGUCGAGUUCCCCGCCCAUCCGUUGUUCUGCCGCGUUUAA
Molecule: messenger RNA, 1638 nt
Organism: Penicillium alfredii
Lineage: Eukaryota; Fungi; Ascomycota; Eurotiomycetes; Eurotiales; Aspergillaceae
Product: flavin-containing monooxygenase
Exons: 10
Coding region: 1-1638 (545 amino acids)
Source: RefSeq, a predicted model, not a curated record